Molecule: messenger RNA, 1317 nt
Organism: Harpia harpyja (harpy eagle)
Lineage: Eukaryota; Metazoa; Chordata; Aves; Accipitriformes; Accipitridae
Gene: LRP2BP
Product: LRP2 binding protein
Exons: 8
Coding region: 257-1255 (332 amino acids)
Molecular function (GO): protein binding
Source: RefSeq, a predicted model, not a curated record
CCAACCGCCGCACACCCACCAACCGCCACCCGCCUGAGGCGCCCCACCGCCUCACACGGCGGGGCGGCCGCCCGCACCGCCCGCCCCCGGCGGCUCGGGGAGCCCGACACCAGCAGGCGCGGCCACGGGGCUCCCGGCUCACCGUUACCCGGCGGAGCCGGCGGGGCGGGCCCGGGUUCCCGCCGUCCCGGCAGGCCUGGCCCUCGCCCCCUCCCGGCUGCGGGCCACCCGGGAGGCCGCUCGCCGCCGGGUCGGGAUGAAGCUGCGCAGCGAGCCCCUGCCCCGGGCCGGCGGCGCCCAGCCCGCCCCCGAGGCGCCAGCAGAGAACUGCAGCCGUGCUGCUUUAUUUGCAAAAGCAGAGGAGCUGUUGGCGAAGAGAACAGCAGGCGGAGAUCCUCUGGCACCUUUUCUGAAAGGACAACUGUACUACAAAGAGGGGUUGUAUGAAGAAGCAUUAAUACAUUUCGAAAAAAUCGAGGAUACAGAUUUUCAAGCAAUGUAUCAGCUUGGUGUAAUGCAUUAUGAUGGACUAGGCACUAAAGAAGACCCUGAAAGGGGAGUGGAAUACAUGAAGAAAAUACUCUACUCUGAUUCCCCGGAAGCAAGACACUUGAAGUUUGCAGCUGCAUACAAUCUUGGCAGAGCGUAUUAUGAAGGAUGUGGUGUUAAGCAGUCAACUAAAGAGGCUGAAAGGUUGUGGCUUAUUGCUGCAGACCAUGGAAAUCCAAAAGCAAGCGUAAAGGCCCAGAGUACUUUAGGAAUGCUUUAUUCUGUGUCAGUUCUAAAAGAUCUGAAGAAGGCCUUUUUCUGGCAUUCAGAAGCAUGUGGCAAUGGAAAUCUGGAAUCACAGGGAGCACUUGGUGUUAUGUAUCUCUAUGGACAAGGCAUACAUCGAAACACUAAAUCUGCUUUUGAGUGUUUGAGAGAAGCAGCAGAACGUGGAAACAUCUAUGCUCAAGGCCAUCUUGUGGAAUAUUAUUAUAAUAGAAAAUUUUACUCAACAGCUGUUGCAGUAGCCAAAAGGAUUACAGAAAACGAUGACAUCGAUAUGUUAGCAAAGGUAACCGACUGUCUUCCUACAUAUGUAGCCAAGGGAGUUGCUAUGGCUGCUUUCUACUUGGCUAGAUGCCUCCAGCUUGGCCUAGGUGUGCAGCAAGAUCAAGCCGCUGCUAAAAUAUGCUAUUCUAAGGCCUGCCUUCUGGAUCCUGGCAUUGCUUCUGACCUUGAACUGGCAGCUAAUCUUGGGAGAAUUUAGUGCUUCCUUUAACUGUGACUGGUAUAUACAUAUAUUUCCUACAAUAAACUAUCUUUAAACUC